Athalia rosae (coleseed sawfly) is the source of this 1053-nucleotide messenger RNA. RefSeq names its product GILT-like protein 3. NCBI's taxonomy places the organism in Eukaryota, Metazoa, Arthropoda, Insecta, Hymenoptera, Athaliidae. The transcript has 4 exons. Gene Ontology annotation, molecular function: oxidoreductase activity, acting on a sulfur group of donors, disulfide as acceptor. The coding region runs from base 116 to 853 and encodes 245 amino acids. The record is from RefSeq and is a predicted model, not a curated record.
AAUUGUGCGAGGAAACCAAUUAUUAUAAACUGCUCUACAUAGCGUUUUAUAAUCACUGCAACAAUUAGUGAUUCUGUUAUUAUUUUAUACCAGUUAUUCAAACCACUUAUUUGAAAUGGGCAGCUUCCGAACCCGUUUGAUUGUAACAAUUUUUAUUGUUAUCGUUUUGUGGCAGUCAUCUAAACACUGGACACCCGUUUUCUUAACAACCAACGAUCAUGCUGCCCAGUUUUCUGCAGAAAAGCCACAGUCGGUCGAAGACCUAGUCGACGGUCCAGUCAUUGUCAAAGCUAGUAAGCCAGAUGUUCAGAAAGUACUGGUGUCUGUGUACUAUGAAGCUCUAUGCCCUGAUUCUCGGAGUUUUGUUAUCAAGCAGCUAGUACCGACAUUUCAAAGGAUCAGCGACAAUCUACACAUGGAGCUUAUACCAUAUGGAAAGGCCAGGACUACUGAAACACCUACCGGGUAUGAAUUUGAAUGCCAACAUGGGCCAACCGAGUGCGAAGCGAAUAUAAUACAUGCCUGUGUUAUUGAUUUAGUCAUUGAUCCGUCGAUACAAUUAGAUUACAUCACAUGUAUGAUACAAGAUAACAUGCUCCCAGAGCACGUUAUGGAGCGUUGUGCUGCAAAAGUGAACCUCGAUGUUUCACCCAUAGAGAAGUGUUAUAAGGGAACAAAGGGAAAGGAAUUAUUGGCAAAGUUUGGAGAGAUGACUGAUGACUUGAGUCCCAAAAUCACUUUCAUACCAACUAUCACACUCGAUAAGGACUCUGGAAACCAACCAGCAAUAUUGAAAAACCUACUCAGGCAAGUGUGUCUUAGACUGAAUAGUCCACCCCCCGGUUGCACAUAGAAUUACUUUAUUCCGAUAGAGGCUGCAGCCGCGACAACAUAAUACUUUUCAAAAGGAUCGUUCCUACAUAUCACUACUUCCACCAAUGAAAACUGUGCUUCGAGUGUUGCUGUCACAAAGUGAGAGAGACAUAUGAGAUACAUUAUUUUAUAAAAGAAAAAUAACUGCGAUAAACGAACAAAUAAACUUGUUAUAUUACA